AUGGAGGAUUUGGUGCUAGAUCUGGAGGUUGCAUCAGAUCCAGAAAUGGAGAAAGUUGGAUGGUCUGUUUUGGGUAAGAUCGCGUCGGAGAAACCUCUUAAUAAGGGGGUUGUGAAGGCGAUCCUGGGGAAUCUAUGGCCGGAGAAAGAUGUACCAAUCAUCGGUGAUGUGGGAAGUAACUUGGUAAACCUGAUUUUCACCUUUGAGGAAGUGAUGAACAGGGCUCUAACUAAGAACCCGUGGUCGAUGAUGGGUUACUAUUUGAAUCUUAAGUAUUGGCCACCGGAUAAGGCGAUUAGGGAGGUCGAUUUGGACUCCAUUGCCUUUUGGGUUCAGAUCCAUAGUCUCCCACGUGAAAUGAUGAUGAAGAGCAACGCCAUGAAGAUUGGUUCUUCCCUGGGUAAGGUGAUAGAAAUUGAGGAACCAAGAGGGAGGUUUGGAAUUAAUAGAAGUUUCCUCCGUGUUAGGGUUGAAUCGCGAGCCGAAAAUCCCCUUGUUCCUGUCUGCUGGGUUAACCGGCCGGGGGGUGAUCGGGCAUGGGCCGAGUUUAAUUAUGAAAAGUUGUCGGACUUUUGUUUCAAUUGUGGACGGCUGGGGCAUACCUGCAAAUUCUGUCGAUCAGAGGUAGCGGUUGCUCAGAGGUUUGGACCAUUUAUGAGAGCACCGAUGGCAAAGCAACUUCUUUCGCCGGGAAAGCAAAGGAGUAUCUCUUGGGACGGGCGGAAAAAACCCUGGGAAUGUGACUGGCAUUUACAGAAGGUGGCGCGUGGGUUUAAUGUUGAUCCUGUGAGUGAAAAGGUGGUGCGUGGACUUAAUUUUGAUCAUGCGAGUGAGAAGGCGCGUGGGGUAGAUGAUGUAACGGCUAAGGCGCUGGGUACGCAGAAUGUUACCUUGGGAAUAGCGAGCGGCAGUUUUGGAGAUGCUAAGGUGGGACCUAAUAUGCCAGCUCAGCAGCCAGCCUCUGACAUUCGUCUGGUGGAUACGGAUGUUACUAUGGGAGUUUCUAGAAGGUCGGCUGAUGUGGCUACCAGGAGGCCAGCUCGAGAGCAAGCAGUCCCUGAAGCUGACUACCCAGAUGAGCCAGGGGUUCCAGAGCUCGAUUAUCCAGAAACUACAAAGACAUAUGAGCCUGAUAGUCCAGAAAUAUAUGAAUCAGGGUCGCAGGAUAUUGUUAAUCGACGUAAGCUACCCAACCUAUCUCCUGUGAAAAUGAUCCGCACAGUCAUGAACCUCUCAAAUGUGUUUCACAGCCUUCAUUUGAAAAGGGGCGCAGGCGAUGAUAUUGAUUUAAAAGAUUGUAAGAAGAAGCAGAAGGUGGUUGGCCUACUAAAUCCAGAUCAUAUGGAUUCUGAUUGUCAAACUAUUGAUUUGGAGAGGGCCCAAGAAAAAGAAGUUCUUUGCCUUGGGCUGGGGAAGUGUGUGCCUCAGACUAAAAGAAAGUAUAAAAGAAAGGCCGGGGUGAGAGGCCGGGGCAGAAAGGCUAACUCAGCUGUUGUUAUUCGAGAGUUGGAGGAUCCGCACGAAGUACCAAUUACUCAAGCUAGUUUGAAUUCUGUGGUCAGAGCCCUUAAAGGGCUGAAGAGGAAUACUGAUCCUGGGUGGAUUUUUCUCAUGGAGACAAAGAAUAACAGUGUGAAGGUGGAUAAUCUUGGAGGAAUGUUGGGCUAUGACAAUGCUUUCUAUGUGGAGCCAGCUGGUUUGAGUGGGGGAUUGGCUAUUUGGUGGAAAAAGGGCAUUGAUAUAAGAUGCCCUGUUGACUUUGAGGAUCGACAGAGACUUUAUCAGGUGCUUGUGGAGAGAAUUACUAUAACUGAGGGUCUUGUGUUGUGUAUGGGUGACUUCAAUGAUAUCUUGACCCCUGAGGGGAAGAAAGGUGGGGCAACACUUCACCUGGUUUUGCCGAAGGGACAACCAGCUCAUUUGGCUAAUGGAGCUUGGUUGCAGUGUUUCCCUGAUGCGCAAGUCUUUAAUCAGCCCGCCAUUGGGUCUGACCACUUACCCAUUCGUCUUGACACAACGCCUGAGGUUCCUAAAGCUAAAAGGUAUUUUAAAUUUGAGGCCAUGUGGGUUGAUAAUCUUAAUUGUGAAGAGUUGGCCAAGAUCCAAAGUGGUGAGGAGAUGGAUAACUCUUCUGAGGACCUUCACAAGAUUGUAAAGAAGAUUGAUGAAGCUUUGGAAAAUGAGGAAAGAUAUUGGUUUCAGAGAUCAAGGGUGAAGUGGACCUUAUUUGGGGACCAGAAUACUGCUUUCUUCCACCAGACUACCCUCCAACGCAGACAGAGGAACAAAAUCCUUAGAGUGAAGGAUAGUAAUGGGGUUUGGUUGGAAGAUGAGGCUUUUGUUAUAAACAAGUUCUCCCAACACUUUAGGAAUCUUUUCUCUUCUGAUACUGAGUAUGAUUGGAGGAAAGUAAUUAGUCAUAUGCCGCAGGUGAUUACUGAGGACAUUAACAAGGAGUUGACUCAGCCGAUCUUGGAAGAGGAAGUCAAAUGGGCUACCUUUGAAAUGGGGGCCCAUAAAGCCCCAUGCCCGGAUGGUUUCUUCCAUGGAGGUUUUAUGCUCAGAGAGCUCAACAGAACCAACAUCGUGUUAAUCCCCAAGGUGGCUAGCCCUGAGGAGGUAAGCGAUUAUCGCCCUAUCAGUUUAUGCAACUUUGCUUAUAAAAUUAUUUCAAAAAUCCUUGCUAACAGACUGAAGAAAUGGUUGGAUUUGGUUAUUACCCAGAAUCAAAAUGCCUUUAUUGCUAACAGACAGAUUCAAGAUAAUAUCUUAAUUGCACAGGAGGUGUUCCAUCACUUGCGGCUUAAAAAGAAGCGGAAGAGGUGUGAAUUGGCUCUAAAGCUUGAUCUCAAUAAAGCUUACAACCGGGUUGAGUGGGGUUUUCUUGAAGCUGUUCUUUUGAAGCUGGGUUUUUGCAGGAAAUGGGUUAGCUGGAUUAUGCAAUGCAUAUCCACUGUUUCAUACACUCUUGUUAUGAAUGGUAGGCCUGCCGGGGAGAUUGUUCCUUCUAGGGGAUUAAGGCAAGGGGACCCUUUGUCCCCAUAUCUUUUUCUGGUUGUUGUUGAUGUGCUUUCUCGCAUGAUCCAGGAUGCUAUUGAUGAUGGCUCGGUGAAAGGGAUUAAAUUGUCCAAGCAUUGCCCUGUCCUAUCGCAUCUGUUCUUUGCAGAUGAUGCCCUGCUUUUUAUGGAAGCUAGAGUUCAGAACUGUCAGAAGGUAGCUGAGAUUAUUGAGAAGUUCUGUAAAGCCUCGGGGCAAAGGGUUAAUUUGCUUAAAUCGAGUGCUAUUUUUAGCCUGAACACUAGUGACCAGUUGAGGAAUGACAUUGCUGGGAGCCUUGGUAUUACGGUUGCUCAAAACCCUGGAACCUAUUUAGGGAUCCCUGGUCUGUGGGGCAAGACUCGUAAAGAAGUUCUAUCUGUGCUUAAGUCUCGUAUUCUCUCCAGAAUUCAGGGGUGGAAGCAGAAGCUUCUCUCACAAGGAGGUCGUGAAGUGCUUAUUAAAGUCGUUGUCAGUGCAAUUCCCACUUACCUCAUGGCCUGUUUCAAAUGCCCUAAAACUUUCUGCCAAGAAAUCAACUCUGCAGUAGCCAAAUUCUGGUGGGGGCAGCUGAAGGAGGAAAGCAAGAUACAUUGGGGAAACAAGCCCAGAGAUUGCUUGAGAAUGAGAAUGCUCUUUGGGCCUGUGUCCUUAAAGGUUUAUAUUUUCCUCAUUCCUCUUUUUUGGAGGCUAAAAAGGGGGCCAGACCCUCCUGGACUUGGUGCAACAUUCUGGAGGGUAGAGAUUUCCUCAAAGAACAUAUUUGCUGGCAGAUUGGAGAUGGGAACACUACAAAGAUCUGCUGAAAAGGAAGCCAUCAGUAAUGUUCCUCGGUCCAGAUGUUAUGGGAAUGAUAACGUGAUCUGGCCUAAUGACAAAUCUGGAGACCACUCUGUUAAGACAGGCUAUUACACUAUUAGAAGUGGCAGGAGGAUCCAAAUUAGACCCUUGGUUUCCUCCUCUCAUACUAUUGAUAAUCAAGUGUGGAAGAUCAUUUGGGCCUUGUGUGAAAAGAAAGUAAGGACUGAUCUCCUCUGCCCGAUUUGUAGGGAUUCUCCUGAAACGGUUGAACAUCUUCUUCUAACCUGUGAGUGGGUGCAAGGUGUAUGGUUUGGGUGUUUUGACUACAGAAUCAGUAAAAAGGAUGUCACCACCUUUGAUGACUGGCUGGUAGAAGUCUGUAAGAGUGCGAGGGAGAAUUUCUCUAAAAUCUGGCGUGGCCAUCUGUCUAGUAGGGCUACCACCAAUGAUAUUGGUAAGCCUCCUGAUCCCUGGUACCCCCCUGAGCCUGGCUGGAUCAAAGUUAAUGGAGAUGUGGCUUUUAAUCCUGCUAGUGAUGAGCCUGGCUGGAUCAAAGUUAAUGGAGAUGGGGCUUUUAAUCCUGCUAGUGAUGAGGAGAGAAAGGUUAUCUUUGAGACUGAUUCUGCGGAGCUUGUGGCAGCCAUUAAUGGUGGGAAGAAGAAGAAGUGGACUGUUGAACCCUUUUUGCAGGAUUUUCGUGAGUUGACUAAGGAUCUUGCUGCCAAAAGGGUGUCUUUGGUUCAUAGAUUGGCAAAUGUUGCUGCGGAUUGGCUUGCUAAAAGCGUUAGUCAAGGAAAGUGCCCUUCGGGUAGAGUCUCGGCUAGUGUGGAUCGUUUUAUUGAUCCUCGUUUUGGUCUAGGUCACUAG
Messenger RNA from Corchorus capsularis, 4704 nucleotides. Lineage: Eukaryota; Viridiplantae; Streptophyta; Magnoliopsida; Malvales; Malvaceae. The record is from the annotation of a GenBank genome assembly.